GUAGACAAAAAAUUAUUUUUGCUUACAUUAAAUAAAUGGCAGACAAAUCAUUUUGUUCAGUUUACGGUAAGAAAAAAAUAACUUCAAAGAAAUCAUUAACUGGAUUUUUGCAAAGAAAACAACAAUAUAAGAAAAUAAAAUUUUUGAUGCUAGGGGGUAUGUUUUUAGCUAUUAUCUUUAUAAAAUUUGUUUUAAAAAAUGGUAAUGCACCUCAAAAGCAAGAUGAAAAAUGCAAAAUUGUGAGCUUAGUUUCUAUUAAAGAAAAAGAUUAUACGUUAAAAAACUCUGUAAAUAUACACUAUUGGGACAAUAUAUGUGGAUAUGCUGUUGAGGAUUUGAAAAGCCAUCCUAUGUUUCCUUAUUCACCGUUUCGUCAAGAUACUACAGAUUCAUUGCAUCUUAAACUCACUGAAUCUCAAUUUGGCGCUCGCAUAUUUGGUUACAUUCAUCCUCCUAUUGAUGGAUUUUAUGUGUUUGCUAUUAGCUCAGAUGACUGCUCCGAAUUUUGGUUAAGCAGUGAUGAGGAUCCUUUGAAUUUAAAACUUUUAGCGGAAGUUGGCGGGAUUUCUGGAAAGGAAUGGUCAUACGAAAAUCAGUUUGAUAAGUACCCUAGACAAGAGUCAAUUGAAGUUCAACUUUAUGCUGGAAAGAAGUACUUUUUUGAUGUUUUGUGGAAACAAGAAAGAGCCCGUGGGCACGUUCAGGUAGUUUGGAAAAAACCUAUAAAUAUAAGGUUUAAAUCUAUCGAGAGAAUUUAUCUUUCGCAAUACGACAACAAAAGUUAUAUUGAAAAUAAAAUAUAUUAUCACGAUUAUUUAAAGAACGAUUUAAAGUUGCCAAACCUUCCGAGUCAUAGAAAAAUGUUUAAUAAAGCCUACAAUAUAAAUCUUAGCGAGCGGAAAACAGUUUAUCAUAGGGAUAGUGCAGAGUUUUUGUCACUUUCGCAUAUAACAUUUAAUGAUGUGAGUGAUGUGUUAACUACGUGUACGUAUUCCCCGAGCUGGAUAAUCGAGGCCAAUAGCGAAAAAGCUAAAAACUUAGGUAAAUACGAAGGAGUACAUUUGCCUCACUACUACAAUAUUUCGACUCGAAUAUUUCCAAGAGAUCAAACAUGGGAUCAUUCAUCCGAAUGCAUAGGUGAGUCAUUAAAACUUAUGCAUUGUCAAGGCAACGAAGUUGAAAACGAAGUCUCUGCUCAAUGGCCAGUCAAUAAAUAUAUGAUGGCCCUUUCGAUCAAGUUCCCUAAUCGUUUCAAAUUGCACACAAUUGUUAAUAUUGAAAGUGCACAUGAUGUAUACGGCGACCGUUAUUUGAUUGAACUGGCCCUAGAAGACUUCCAUGAAAGCAAAAUAUCAAGACUCUCAGUCUAUGUUUUUCGUUCAUUUAAUUCAAACAAAUUGUGUUACCCCGAAGACUUUCAGUGGAAUAACAACGCAAUGGUUCAUUUAAUUUUAACAGUUAAAAAUCAAGGAGCAUGGGUUCAACACUACAUUGAAUCUCUAUCAAACCUCUAUUCAAAAACAAAAGAUGAAAAGCUUAAUCUGAUUAUAGUUGAUUUUGAAAGUUAUGACGUAAACGUGACAGAAUUACUUGCAAAAAGUAUACUUCCUCACUGGCAGGUUAUUACGCUAAAUGGAAAGUUUUAUAAAACAUUAGCUAUUCAACGUGCAAUAAAUAGUAUAAAAGAAGCAGACAGUAUUGCAUUGCAAACAGAUUUACAUAUAGAAUUUCCCAUCAAUUUCAUUGAUAAUUCAAGAAAGCACUGCAUUCAAGGUAAAAUGGCUUUCUCUCCACCGUUAAUGAGAUUGGCUUGUGGUAGAUAUUCUUAUAAUCCAGGCGGAUUUUGGGAUAUUUUUGGAUAUACAAUUUUUGGAAUUUAUAAAAGUGACUGGGACAAAACCGGUGGAAUGGAUGAUGAAAAUUUUCUUCAAGAUAAGCGCGGAGGAGAAGAUUGGGAUUUUGUUGAUCGUGUGAUAAAAAGUGGAUUCGAAAUUGAGCGUCUUAGAAUCCCGUAUUUCUUUCAUUAUUCCCAUAGAAAAUAGGAAAUAAAAGACGUUUUCUAAAUUGUUGAAUAUCCUAA
Messenger RNA from Hydra vulgaris (swiftwater hydra), 2080 nucleotides. RefSeq names its product N-acetyl-beta-glucosaminyl-glycoprotein 4-beta-N-acetylgalactosaminyltransferase 1. The record is from RefSeq and is a predicted model, not a curated record. Gene Ontology annotation, cellular component: Golgi cisterna membrane. Gene Ontology annotation, molecular function: acetylgalactosaminyltransferase activity. Lineage: Eukaryota; Metazoa; Cnidaria; Hydrozoa; Anthoathecata; Hydridae.